This is a messenger RNA of Aplysia californica (California sea hare), 528 nucleotides long. RefSeq lists its product as uncharacterized. The record is from RefSeq and is a predicted model, not a curated record. NCBI's taxonomy places the organism in Eukaryota, Metazoa, Mollusca, Gastropoda, Aplysiida, Aplysiidae.
GUUCCCCAGUGACUGCCCUGAAGAAUGAGAUCGACCGUCGCCUCGCGAUGACCAAUGGUGUGGAUAUACCACCUCCCACGUUAGAAGAAGAAAAGGUAGAUUUCUACUACGAACAGCAACGACAGUCGCUACUCAAUAAUUUCACGGCCAGCUUCAACCUCCCGCCUCAGCAGGAGGGCGGGGACAACGGGAUGUACAUCUACGGGCCCUCGCCUACGCGGAGCGGAGGGGGGAAUCCUUUAGAGGAGGAGGCGGCUCUUUACGCAGAGGAACAUAUGCAUCAACAGCAGCAGCAGAGGGGAAGAGAUCCGAAUCGACACGGUGGCCGUGCAGAGAUAGGAGGUCACUCGCAGGAAUCGAGUCAAGGUCACAGAGGCCGCGGCCAGACGCGAGUGCUAAACUCCCACCAUUUGUCGGCUCAUAGGUCUCAGUCGGGCGACCGGAACGGGGGUGGCGUCCCACGCUACCAGAAUGACAGUCCUUUUCAGAGGGAGCCGCAGGAGCCCAGCCCACGGCAGAGUCAAAGGU